Messenger RNA from Cyclocybe aegerita, 1086 nucleotides. Lineage: Eukaryota; Fungi; Basidiomycota; Agaricomycetes; Agaricales; Hemipholiotaceae. The record is from the annotation of a GenBank genome assembly.
AUGUCGGGCGGGGUAGAUUCCUCCGUAUCUGCUAUGCUGCUCGCAAAGGAGGACUACGACUUAUCCGCCGUCUACAUGCGAAAUUGGGAUACAAGAGACGAAUCUGGAACGGACAAGGGUUGCGAAUGGGAGAAGGACUGGGAGGAUGUCCAACGCGUCUGCAAGAAGCUAGAUAUACCGUGCGAGCUGAUUGACCUCUCGCGAGAAUACUGGAAUCGUGUCUUCGAACCUUCAUUACGGCAAUGGGAGCAGGGAGUCAGUCCGAACCCCGACGUUUGGUGCAACAAGGAGAUCAAAUUCGGUGCUUUGCUAGACAGCCUACCGCUGAAACGGCGCGAAAAUGCGUGGUUUGCCACAGGCCAUUACGCGUCAAAAUCUUGGUCAGAGUCACCAAACCCGCGGCCGAAGCUGCUUCGCCCUGUGGAUCGGAAUAAGGAUCAAACCUACUUCCUUUCUGCUAUCUCAGAGUCUGGUCUGAGGAAAGCUCUCUUCCCUCUCGAACGUCUCACGAAGCCUGAAGUGAGAGAGCUUGCAAAACAGCAUGAGUUUUCCACAGCGGAGCGCCCUGACAGUGUCGGGAUCUGCUUUGUGGGUGAGAAGACAAGAUUUAACCAAUUCCUUUCUUCGUAUAUCCCUCCAAAUCCUGGGCCAAUUGUCAACAAGCUGACCGGCAAGGUUAUUGGGGAACACUCCGGGCUCUGGAAUUUUACAAUUGGUCAAAAUGCCCGCAUUCCUGGUAUGCCAGAGAGAAUGUUCGUCGCCUCGAAGGAUACAUCGACAAACACGAUAUAUCUUGUCCCUGGAAGCACCCACGAAUCUUUGUUUAGUCGCGUUCUUCACGUACCCGAAUUUGCUUGGAUAUGGCGUGACUCUCCGCCUCGAGCGAUAGAGCAGCCAGAAGGCUCUCGCUUGUCUCUCAUGCAUCGAUAUCGUAUGGAUCAUGUUCCAUGCACAGUCAGCAAGGAGAACAAUGUUUUGGCGAUCAGGUGCGACCACCAGCAGCAUGCUAUUACUCCUGGACAGGUUGCAGCCUUGUGGGAUGGCGACUGGUGCCUUGGGUCUGGAGUUAUCAGCGAGACUUCAUGA